AUGAUAAAGUUGGGCAUAAUAGGUGCAGGACCUUCCUCUUUCUACGUCGCAUCACGCCUGCUGUCCGCACUCCCGCCUACCAAGGGAAAACCGUUCCUAAACAUUCACAUCUAUGACCGUCUGUGGGCUCCCCAUGGGCUCGUGCGAUACGGGGUCGCGCCAGAUCACCCUGAAGUUAAGAAUUGUACUCACAAAUUCGAUCUUGCUGCCACUGACCCCCGCCUGCGCUUCUUUGGAAACGUGAACAUUGGCUCGUCGUCGCCUCUCCCUCACGCGCUUUCAUUGCCACUCAGUGCUCUUCUUCCACACUACACCCAUCUGCUGUUUGCUACUGGAUGCACUGUGCCUAUUCUCCACCCGGCACUUCCUCCGUCGCAAUAUUGCGUCCCCGCUCUAUCGCUUGUACACUGGUACACACAACAUCCAUCGCGCCCAUCGCCACCUCCACUAGAACAGAUAUCUCACGUCGCACUAAUCGGCCAGGGCAACGUCUCACUCGACGUCGCACGAAUGCUGCUCACGCCGCCGGCAGAACUCAGAAAAUACGAUGUACCACAGUCUGUACUUUCUGUGCUUGAACGUUCGGCAGUUCAGCACGUAUCUAUCGUAGGAAGGAGGGGUCCCCUACAAGCAGCAUUUACAACGAAGGAGCUGCGCGAGAUGAUGAAUCUACCUGACGCGUCGAUGGCCCCACUAGACCCAUCAGUACUGAAGAUCCCAGAAGGGGAAGAGCUCACGCGGCAGCAGUCGCGCACCCUACAGUUGCUCCAAAAAGGCUCAAAGAACAAACCAGGGAGCACGCGCAAGACGUGGUCUCUGGAUUUCUUCCGGUCGCCUACCGGGUUAGUCGCGUCCUCGACACCGCCAUCCCCAUUGCACCGCGAAGACGCAGAGUUAACGCUGGCGCACACGAUGCUUGACCCUUCCGUGCGCGCGGUUCCAACGGGAGAAACGUCCACACUCUCAACCUCCCUCGUCGUCACCUCGCUCGGACAUCGCUCGGAGCCCGACGCUGCAUGGUACGACCCGGCGCUCGGCCAUCUGCGCGCCGUCGGCGGACGCGUGGUGGGCGAUGAUGGGCGCACUGUCCGGAGGGUGUAUGCCAGCGGGUGGGCAGCGACAGGCGCGCACGGGGUGCUCGCGGGUACCAUGAUGGACGCGUAUUCGGUCGCUCAGACCAUCCUGGUAGACUCGUUAUCCAAACGUGAUCUGCCUAUUGGGAAUGUCGGUGCCGGAGCGGCGACCUUAGAUGCAGAUCCAGGUGAGGGUCAGCCUGUGACUGAGGUAUUACCUGAGACGGUGGCGAGCGACGGCCCCCCUCCUGAGGUCGAGGCAGCACAGCGGACCGGAGUGGUCACUGGCUAUGAGGACUGGCUGGCAGUGAGUAAGGAGGAGGUGAGGCGAGGUGAAACGUCGGGAAAGGAGCGCGAGCGGAUGAGCUGGGAGGAGGCACAUGAGUUCCUUUCGGGAAGGCCGGCCUAA
Molecule: messenger RNA, 1482 nt
Organism: Sparassis crispa
Lineage: Eukaryota; Fungi; Basidiomycota; Agaricomycetes; Polyporales; Sparassidaceae
Product: Probable NADPH:adrenodoxin oxidoreductase
Exons: 2
Coding region: 1-1482 (493 amino acids)
Biological process (GO): ubiquinone biosynthetic process
Cellular component (GO): mitochondrion
Source: RefSeq, a predicted model, not a curated record